AUGCUACAGCCAGAUCACGCGCUAUUUCUUGUCAGGACUUUCAACGUCCGCACGAGCAAGAUCAAGCAAUGUUGUGAAGAAAAUUACAUCCGCAUGGAUAAAUCAAAAAACUUUAAGACCAACAUCGAUCCACUUCUAAGCACCCUGAUGAGCAAGGACCGCGAUACCUACCACCAAGCAGUCAAGAAGUUGAAGGACGAGAACGAAAUCAAAAGCCUCAUGCCAUGGGGCCCUAGCAGUUCGAUCGCGGCUACGAGGCAGGGCUAG
Molecule: messenger RNA, 267 nt
Organism: Letharia columbiana
Lineage: Eukaryota; Fungi; Ascomycota; Lecanoromycetes; Lecanorales; Parmeliaceae
Exons: 1
Coding region: 1-267 (88 amino acids)
Source: RefSeq, a predicted model, not a curated record